AUGAAGUUUACACUGCUUUGUUUGUUUUUGGCUAUCUCCUGUUGGCCCGGAGCCGCUACGGACGACACGCUGCCGGUCAAUACCACACGAGAACUCCAAGUCAAUUUCGAGCCCGGUGUCGAAUUCAACCAGCCUCAGUGUGUUGUAGAGAAUGGGUUCGACUACAGCGGUAACGAUAUCGGUAGUGCACAAGCCCCUACUCCUUGGGAUUGCUGCGUUCCCUGUUCCAACCGACCAGGAUGCAACGCGUACACGUGGACCGACUUCAACGACGGAACUUGUUGGUUCAAGAGUGGUCGUGGCACCAUCGUUGCAAGCUCCGCCGCGAGGUCGGCGGUCAUGAGCAAUGAGAUGGGAUGUCGACAGGAGCAGAAUAUUAACUAUGUGGGCAAUGACAUCAGUAGUGCGUCUGCGGCUCGAGCGACAGACUGCUGUACGGUGUGCAGCAAUACACCAGGAUGUCGUGCGUACACCUUCACCUCCUUCAAUGGCGGUACGUGCUGGCUGAAGAGUGCCAAGGGCCGGAUGGUGGUGCGUGCGGGCUCUACCUCGGGAUCUCCUUAUCUCGAAACUACGACUUGUGGUCUCGAGAAUGGCGUGGACUAUGUCGGCAAUGACAUUGGCAGUGCACGAUCCAGCACUGCCAGUGGCUGCUGCUCAAUCUGCAGGAAUUUUGGUGGCUGCCGUGCAUUUUCGUGGACCAACACAAACGGAGGCACUUGCUGGCUCAAGAACCGUAAAGAUGGUACUGUUCGCAGGGACGGAGUGAUUUCGGCUCAGUCUACUGCGAACCCGCCAGCUCCAAGUUGUGCCAUGGAGGAGAAUGUCGACUAUGAUGGUGCUACAAUUGGCAAUGCUAGAAGUGCCGACGCGUAUGGCUGCUGUUCCAUCUGUAUGAGAACUUCCAACUGCCGGGCAUUCUCGUGGAACAAUUACGAGGGUGGCACGUGUUGGCUUAAGAGCGCGAGAGGAACUGCUUUUCAAAGGACGGGGGUGUUCUCGUCAGUUGUGUAAGCAUUCGGAGGGUGCUUUAGGAGGAUGGAGGUUCAAUAUAUUGAUUUCAAAGUUG
Molecule: messenger RNA, 1069 nt
Organism: Phytophthora nicotianae INRA-310
Lineage: Eukaryota; Oomycota; Peronosporomycetes; Peronosporales; Peronosporaceae
Exons: 1
Coding region: 1-1014 (337 amino acids)
Biological process (GO): proteolysis
Cellular component (GO): extracellular region
Molecular function (GO): protein binding
Source: RefSeq, a predicted model, not a curated record